Molecule: messenger RNA, 950 nt
Organism: Carassius auratus (goldfish)
Lineage: Eukaryota; Metazoa; Chordata; Actinopteri; Cypriniformes; Cyprinidae
Gene: plekhs1.4
Product: pleckstrin homology domain containing S1, tandem duplicate 4
Exons: 9
Coding region: 225-875 (216 amino acids)
Source: RefSeq, a predicted model, not a curated record
AUUUAAACAGUAAGUGCAAAAAGUGGGUUUAAACUUGACAAGUUUUUCUCGUUUGAGUACACGUCUCAAAUCACCGCCUUCCCUGUGACAUCACUUUCAAGGGUUUUCACCUAAAGUAUAAACUUCCUCAUCCAUUUUAACCACAUUUUGUGUUCUUACAGACAGGGAACAUCUAUAGCAGGCUCACACUGACAGCAUCCCAUUACUCACGCCAACUGAAAAAAAUGGCAGAUAAUAACUAUGCAUUUUACAUACAUGGAGCCGAGGAACAAGUGUGUUCUGGAUACCUUUACAAAUCUCCGCCGGAAAAUCAGUUCAAGUCCCAGAAAUCUUGGAAAAGGAGGUUUUUUGUUCUUCUAAAGUACACGGAUAACAUAUGCCAACUUAAGUACUACAAAAAUGAAGAGAAGAACAAAACACUGGGAGACAUUGACUUGUCUAGAGUCACAUACAUGUUCUUGAACCCCGAGAUGCAUACAAUGUGGAAAUGGAUUCAUAACAACUUCAGAUGUCCUUCUUCGUGUGUAAUGUUUAUUAGAGUACCAGAAAGAGACUACUUCCUUAUAGGAGAAAACAGUUGGGAGAUGGACAAAUGGUCUACUGCUUUAUUUGACAUCUUAAACCAUCGUCCACACAGACUGUUGGAUCCCAAGACAUUUGGGUUGAAGAGACACAUCAGUGAACCUCUGCAAUCAGAAAAUGACAAUAAGCAGAAACCUGAGUGGGGUCAAACAAAAUAUGUUACACAUGAUCUGCCAUCAUCUGCGACCAAUGAACCCAUCUACAGUUCUCCGAUAAAACUGAAGAGUAUUAAGACUGAAAUAACAACAGAAAUAAAUCAUGAAAAUUAUGAAACGGAUGACCUUUCAGAAUAAAUAUAACAACUCAAGCUUCAUCCUCAACUCAAGCUUCAUCCUCAACUCCAGCUGCUACUGUCACAACAGACCAAC